This is a messenger RNA of Tilletiaria anomala UBC 951, 4440 nucleotides long. RefSeq lists its product as uncharacterized. Gene Ontology annotation, biological process: regulation of DNA-templated transcription. The coding region runs from base 92 to 4402 and encodes 1436 amino acids. Lineage: Eukaryota; Fungi; Basidiomycota; Exobasidiomycetes; Georgefischeriales; Tilletiariaceae. The transcript has 6 exons. The record is from RefSeq and is a predicted model, not a curated record. Gene Ontology annotation, molecular function: histone acetyltransferase activity.
AUUGUAGUCUGCUUGUCUCCAGCUCUCGACUGACAGUCAUCUCCUUGGUAUCGACGCCGCUCGGCAUACAGCCUCCGGUAAUGACGCACUGAUGCUCCUCCACGCGUUUCCGCACAGCCUGUUAGACGGCUUGCCGUCGCAGCAGCAGCAGCAAGAGCUAUCGCCCAAGCACUUCGGCGCGUCGGCCUCAGCAUCCGCCGCUGUUGCUCUUGCGUUGCUCACGCCGCGUAACACGCAUGUCGGGUCAAUCAAAGCUUCGAAACAGGUCCAAGAGCGAGAGCAGGACAAGAAAAAGGAACAGCUGAUCUCCAUCACGCGCUCGGCACUCUCACUGCGUCCACAGCACCUGUAUGCUGCCUACUUGCAACGUUCCGCGUCCACGUUCACCAACACCGCUGCUAGCAUCAUGCCUGCUAACGCUCACAACGCCAACCUCCAUGUCGCGGCUCAUGUGACUGCAGUGGCGCCUCCUUCCAAACGUCACCGACAGCAUGUGCGCAGAGACGCGCUCGAGGGUAAACCAAAGGCGUCCGCGUUCGUUCGACUCUCCCUUGCGCCUUCAGACGUACACGCGGUUCCACUACCUACAGCACACCCAACACAUCGGAAGGAGGUGGUCCGCCUCAUGCACAAUACACGGCUGUCCGAUACUACUUCUUCGUACUCACUGUGCGAACACCCAGCCGCGCCUUUCGCGCCUUCGCUGCGCUCGCCAGACAAAGUGGAAGACCGCGCAUCCGAUGACAACAUCAGCGGCGGCCGCGCUGCAUCAUUUCCUGCAGCAAGGUCCAAUGAACAUGCUGCAGGCGCACGCGCCUACACAUCAUUCCAACCAGCAUCGGGAAUAGCAAGGGCCAAGCCGGACAUUCUCUGUGCUUUCUGUGCCCGCACGGCGGACAAUCCGCCGCGCGCGGGCCCGCUGGCAAGCAGCACCGUGCCCACUACCAAUAAAAGCCAGCGCGUCGCCGCCGAGCUGAUGGGAGUCAUGCUCAGCUGCUGUAAGUGUGGAAGCAGCGGGCACCCAGUCUGCCUGCGUUGGAGUGGCCGCACGAGGGUCAAGGUGCGCCUGGCACAGUCAUACGAGUGGUAUUGCAUGGAGUGCAAGUCGUGUGAGCGCUGCUGCAGCCAGGCGGACGAUGAUAAGAUCCUCUUCUGCGAUGCCUGCGACCGCGGAUGGCACUUCUACUGUCUACAGCCACCCCUCGACCGCCCGCGUAAGGGCGUGUGGAAGUGCCCGAUGUGCGUAGGCGUCCGUACUGGUGCUCCUUCUUUGCAGGGUGCCGCCACACAGUGCACGGGUGCCGCUCGCCGUUCGGCUGCAGGGGGUGGGCAAGAGAAGCUGCCUCCACUGCCACCGCCAAUGACGACGGUGACGCAGACGGGCAAGGGAAAGCAUGCAGGGCCGUUUGCUGUUUCUGGAGAUGCUCUUUCAGGAGGUGGAACAGGCGUGAAAUCCGAGGUUGCUAAAGCAGCCUCCAGGGAAUCAGAUGCAACAUCAGCAUCGUCAGCGCGAGAGGUCAUGCACAGCGCUCCUUCACAGCAGGAGGAGGAGAAGAAGAAGCAUGCGCUGAUCGGCAUCAAGCGACCGCGCAACCCGGACUGGAGCUUCGACAUGCCUGUCAAGCGCGAGCGGCUGCCGAGGCACGCGUGCGCGAACCAGUCAAGUGCAGGUGCCGGGCAGAAAGGCCAGAUACAUUGCAAAGGCGCAAAGCAGCUCGUGAAGAAUGGCGGUAGGCGGAGUGUGAAAAGGAGGAUAGGGAGAACGAGCAUGCAGGCACAAUCUUCUGGUCUUCACGGACACACACCCGGCUCUAACAGCAGUAGCCGCGGAAGAAAUGACAAUCACGACGGAAACGCCAACACCAACGCUAGCAGCUCCAUCCUGGGCCAUGGCGAUCCCAGCCCUUCGUCGAUAUUCAGGCGCUUCACGCAAUCUGCGCUUAUUCGCUUCGGCUUCGGCCUAGGGCAGGGCAUUGGCAUCGGGCGCGGGAGCGGGCUUGGCGAUGGCAAAGGCAGCGCAGAAAGUGCAGGCGACGACGCGAAGCGCGCGGUCGUCGCCCAGCCUUUCUGCUAUGCGGACGGCUACCGCGCCCCGCUUCCCGAUGCCGACGCCCUCUCGUCGCUAGCGGGUAACAGCAAAGGCAACGGUCGCGUAUCGCGCGGCCGCUGCGGAAGCAGCAGCAGCCGCGGCGGUGCUAACCAGAACGGCAAGCGGAAGCGCACGAGUCGCUUCUCCAGCUGGAGCGGCUAUGGUGAUUACGAUUUAGGGGAUGGAGAAGACGGUUUCUCAGGUGGCGGCGGCAGUGGUGGCAGUGGUAGAGGAGGUGGCGGCGGGCGGCGCGGCCGUCGUGGUAGCCGAGCGCAUGGCAGCAGCGACGAUGAUGAUGAUGAUGAAAACGAUAGCGACAGCAAUCGCGAUCAGAAGCGGCGGAAGGGAAAGGUGCGGCGCACGGAGCCCGGCGAAGAUGAAACGGGCGAUAAAGUCGAGGGUGAUGAGUCGACCGAGGAAGAGGCGGAGGAAGAGGAGGAAGAAGAAGUGGAAGAGGAGGAAGAGGACCCAUUCGGAGGGAUCUUGGUCGGCGUCGAUGCGGAUACAUCCAAAGCGCGCCCAACACCCGAGGACAAGUCCAAGUUCGAGAUGGCGAGAGCGAUGGGAGAGGCUUGCCUCGGUGGUGUAGUGUCCUGCCCACGAGGCUCGGAGACGCCGCGACUGCAGUCCAAGUCCCAGAGCUCUACGCGUGGCUUCAGUGGCAUCGGUACGCCGAUAACCAGCAAUCCGCUUGGCGCUAUUGCAAGUGCAAAUGCACGGCCAACCGCCAGUGGUGACUAUUUCCAAUGGCCAGCCGCGGCCGCUGCGGCUGAGCGCCUCGGUCGAGUAGCCGCCGGUCUGCCUCCCCGCACUCCAGCUUCCCCAUCCACCGCUACGACCUCCGAAAUAGCCGGCGGCAAGUCUCCGCGAGUCCAGGCAUCUGCCACAGCAACGGCAGCGGCCACGCCUGGUGGCGACGUGACGGCCGGCGGCCCGCCUGGGCCUGUCAUUGCAGCCGCCUCGAGCGCUGAGACGGGUGUUGCGGUCCCCGUCAAGUACAUCCGCUUCGAGGAGUUCGACAUUGAUACGUGGUACCAGGCUCCGUUUCCCGAAGAGUAUUCGCUAGUCCCCGAUGGCAGGAUGUGGAUCUGCGAGUUCUGCCUUAAGUACAUGAAGAGCAAGUUUAUGGCUACCAGGCACAGAAUGAAAUGCAAGAUGCGCCAUCCUCCAGGCGAUGAGAUCUACCGCGAUGGCAAUGUUUCGGUGUUUGAGGUUGAUGGACGAAAGAACAAGAUCUACUGCCAAAACCUCUGCCUGCUCGCCAAGAUGUUCCUGGACCACAAGACGCUUUACUACGACGUCGAGCCUUUCCUCUUUUACGUUGUCGCCGAGCUCGAUGAGCGUGGAGCGCACUUCGUCGGAUACUUCAGCAAGGAGAAGCGUAGUCCACUCCACUACAACGUAUCUUGCAUCAUGACGCUUCCUGUGCGUCAGCGCCGUGGUUGGGGUAACUUUCUGAUCGAUAUUAGUUACUUGCUGUCCAAGAAGGAAGGAAGGCUGGGGUCCCCGGAGAAGCCUUUGUCAGAUCUAGGGCUCUUGUCAUACCGUAAUUACUGGACGUUGUCCGUCUUUUACUACCUCCGCACUGCUCCUGAUGCGGUAACCUUGGAAGAUAUCACCAUGGCUACUUCGAUGACAUACGAGGACGUGCUCUAUGUCUUGCGUGAGCAAGAUAUGAUCACCAUCCCUGAUACCGUCAGCGGCCGCAUGCGCGCGCCUGCUACAGCCAAGUACAAGUCGCGCGAGGGCGGCACUACCGCUGUGGUAGCCAGCAGAGCUCAACGUGGGAGAGGACGCCCCAGGGGAGGCGGAGCUGCCAGCCGUGCGGCUGCGUACCACAAGGACAAAGAGAAUGAGGUGACCAUUCCGACCGAAUAUCGCAUUCACUUCGAUCGAGACUACCUCACGGCUCACAUCAAGAACUACGAAGCCAAGAAUUACAUCAAGGUCAGGCCAGAGAAGCUCAAGUGGACUCCAUUCCUUGUCUCGCGGUCACUGCCUGCUCCUUCCCUUGCUGGUCGACCGACCAAGUUAUUCCUUUUUGAUGGUGACUCUCCAGAUGAGGACGGGGAGCCGAGCAUCCAGACACCCACUUCAGGAGCCGGAAUCAUGGAGCAAGGCCAGCCGGAAACCGAUGUCAGUGUCACGCGGCCUGAAUCCCCGCUGAGGGAGCCUGGCCCCACUGGAGAGAUAGUUGAGGACACUCAACCCGCAGAUAAAGCAACUCCAUCUGCUAUGGAUGAGAUCGAUGAAGACGCAGAGGGCUCUCUAUACGAUGAGGACGCACUAGGCGAAGCGGACCCAGGCGUGUGAGACAGAUGUAUAGAGCCACUAGCAAGUGCAUUCUUGUG